AUGCGACGACAUCGUCAAAUAGCUUUACUUGGAUUUCCAGGUGUUGGGAAAUCUUCACUUGCUCAUCAUUUUGUUUAUAAACAAUUUUAUAAUGAAUAUGAUCCAAAUAUAAAAACAAAUCUUCAUUAUCAAUGUGUUAUUGAAGAUGAAGAAUAUGAUUUAGUUAUUGUUGAUAAUGCUGGAUCAGAUCAAUAUACAUUAAAUCAUAGUGAUUUUGAUACUAGUGAUGCUUAUAUUAUUAUUUAUGCUAUCGAUGAUCGACAAAGUUUUGAAAUGGUAUCAAAAAUUCGAGAUAAAAUUAUUUCAACAAGUCCUACAACUCGAAUACCAAUGGUUCUUGUGGGAAAUAAAAUUGAUCGAAAAGAUGAACGAGUUGUUUCAACUGAAGAAGGUCGAUUAUUAGCUCAUGCAUGGAAUAUUCAUUUUACUGAAGCAUCAGCUAUGAAUUUAGAAGCUGUGAAAAAAUUAUUUGAAAAAAGUAUUUAUGCUAUAAAUUAUCUUGAUCCAACAGAAGAUACAAUUGAAGAUAAUUCAAUAGAAAAACAUACAAAUGAAAAAAAUUCUUCAUCAUUUCGGAAUGGUUUUAAUAAAAAACAAAAUGGAAAUUUAUCAUCGAAAGAUCAAUCAUCAAAAACAAUAUGUAUUAUUUCCUAA
This is a messenger RNA of Rotaria sordida, 654 nucleotides long. The record is from the annotation of a GenBank genome assembly. Lineage: Eukaryota; Metazoa; Rotifera; Eurotatoria; Philodinida; Philodinidae.